AUGGCCCCAGCGGAUUUUAUCGGCGAGGACGACCUGCGCCAGCUCUUCUCGGAAGCCUUCACCUCGUUCUCGCCUCUUGCUGCCCUCGUCGGGGCGGACGCGACGCGGUCCCUGUCGAACCAUGUUAGCAACAAGAAGCAGCUCCUGGCGGUCUCGCUGACGCCGAUUGGGGCGCUGGGUGUUAUGUCUACGGUGUGCAAAGGAACAAACCUAGGCGCCAUCAAAGACCUCCUCGGGGCGGGCGAAAGCGACAUCUACGAUGCCUGCUCCGAACUAGGCUGCGGGAGCCUGCACGGCGUCGUCCCGCUCUUCUCCAAGCGCGGCGGGCUCACCUGCCACAAUAAAACGAGGAACGCGGGUAUCGCUGCCAGCGCCGUCAUCCGUGCGCGAUGGGACCUCUCUGUUGCAGUCUCCUCCGAGUCACAAAGUAAAGGAGAUGAAGACUCGGGCGCACUGGAUUUUCCUGAACUCGCGAAAUUCCUUGAUACAAUACAUAUGAGCACGUUGUCGGGUAGGAUGGAAUGGAGGUGUGGUGAUUCAGAUGCCGGUGGGUAUAAGGAGCAGGGGGAAGUUGUGGCCCGCGUUAGAGCGCUAAUUCUGCAAUCGUGGGAUGGGGUACACGGGACGUGGUCCAAAGACCUCUUUGUCCGUUUCCAAGAGAGCGAGGACGCGCUUAUAUCGAAGGGCGCAGGGGCGAUCGAGCUGCACUGGCUCACACCCUCCAUGCCGCUCGAACAAAACUCCCUAAUCAUCUUCGCCUACAUCGCGUUCUUCACCAUCGUACCCAUCGGGUUCACCCUCGCCGCCACACACCCAUUGGGAUGGCAGGAGGCGCGCGCGUCGGCGCUGCUCCUCGGUGGCCAAGCCGUCCUCUCCUUAGGCCACUUCCUCGCGCAGUGGGUGCUCGGAAGGCAAAGGACGUCGGUGUACGUCGAGCUCCCGAGGCGGAACUUUGCGGAUUCGUGGAUGCUCGUGGACAAUACGUGGUUCACGGGGAAUUUGGCGAGGCGGAGGGUGUCGAAUAAUAGUUUGGCGCCUGGGAGGAUGACGGUUGGACAGCAUGUGUCGAUUAACCCCGUCAUACCGGCGUGGCAGGCCCUUGUUAUCCUCCUCGCGAUUGCGGCGGGGUUUUUGGCGUUUUAUAUUGGUGCGAGAUCUUCGCAUUUGUAUGUUGUGCUGUUCUUGAUCGGAACGUUCUUCUUUGGAAAUCUUCUGAAAGGGUAUAUCAUAACCGUGGCCAACCAAGCCUACGUCACACCCCUCAACAACCCCGGUUACGAAAACGAAGUCGUGCCGCUCCCUGAACGGCGUACCUGGAUGCAGCUGCUUACACGCCUCUUUGACUACCUCCAAUCCGUACCCGCAAGGUUCAAGAGAAAAAGGCGGACCAACGCUCCCGACGCCGACUCGGACGUUGAGUUCCAAGGUGCCCAGUGUAGCCACUCGAUUGGGCUGGACGAAAAGAACGGAUUCUCGCCGGACGUGCAAGUACGGGAAGUUGAAGAUCAGUGGACGUCGGAAGUAUGGCCGGAGGCGCUGAUUCCUCUCCCUAGCUCGGAGGUGUCGUUGCAUCGCCAGCCUUCAACUGCGUCGAGCUCGUCCGGGUCGAGGGUUAAGGAGCGCCCUCGAAACGACACCUAUGAUACAGUGGUAUCACCAUCAGAACCGCAGUCUGAAAGUGCGGCCUUUGGUUCUUCGUCCAAGCUCGUCGAUGGCCUUGAGAGCCCCCUCAACAAGCUGGAAAACGAAAUAUUCGUCCCAGUCAAUCUCAACGAGAAGGCCUGCCUAAAAGUCGACGAAUCCCUCCCCCUUCCUGAAUUGAAGGAAACGGAACCCAACGCACCCCCACCAGUCACCGGCAGCGUCACGAACUGCCAGCACCGAGUAUACGCCAAAAUCGCAUUACGCCGCCACGACUCUAUCGGUCUUUUCUACUUCUCGAGCGCCCAGAUAUGGGGCGUCGCCGCACAUAUCAUUUACGAGACGCUACACGACAAGAUCCAAUGGGAUCCUCACAUGCGCAAAGAGCCGCUCCUCAUUCUUCCUUUCGAGUUUUACGAGCGGACGCCCGGAUCACAAUCAGGCGCUAGCCCCGGAAUCCCAACCUCUGCAACGCUGAUUCUGGCACUGGACGAGACGAUCAAUGAGGACGUGUUUUGGAUGGCGGGGAUGGAGUUUGUCACGAUCCUGUGUGGGGCGUUUACGGAUCGGGAGAGGCUCGUGAGCGAGUACGAAGAGUCGACGAGGGCUGAGUACGUCGCUGCCUACGUGCACUAUGUCACCAAGUACAUCCUCCAGGCGUAUGUGGUGCCCGAGCCGGAGGGUGCGAGUACCAUGGUGGGAGGUACUAAUAAUCUGCUGUUGCAGGCGCCUGAGGUCGCGUUGGGGGACAGGCUUCAGCGAGUACGGAGUAGUGGGAGUAGUGUAGGACAUGGCGCGAGCUCGGGCCAGGAGCUGGCUGCCAGUGCGUACCCUGGAGUGGCGAGUAUGAUGCGUGCGAUAGAUUUGGUGAGAAGGAAGUAUGCGUUCGAUUCGAGUGUGUUCGCUGUUCCGCAGAUGAGGCAGUUUGCGAGGAGUGCGGUGGAGGCUGUGUUAGGGCCUGGAGAGGGGUGGUAG
This is a messenger RNA of Coprinopsis cinerea okayama7#130, 2616 nucleotides long. RefSeq lists its product as hypothetical. The record is from RefSeq and is a predicted model, not a curated record. The transcript has 3 exons. Bases 1 to 2616 code for a protein of 871 amino acids. Lineage: Eukaryota; Fungi; Basidiomycota; Agaricomycetes; Agaricales; Psathyrellaceae.